Molecule: messenger RNA, 801 nt
Organism: Triticum turgidum subsp. durum (durum wheat)
Lineage: Eukaryota; Viridiplantae; Streptophyta; Magnoliopsida; Poales; Poaceae
Source: the annotation of a GenBank genome assembly
AUGGAUGAUAGUAGCUCUAGCAAGAGAAAGCCUGAAGCGCAGCGAGAGGGUGAGAGCAGCGCCAAGAGGCUCAAUGUCACCUUGGGGCUGGAGUCCCUUGACUGCCCCAUCUGCUUUGUGCCCCUCAGUCCUCCGAUAUUCCAGUGCUCCGUGGGGCAUUUCAUAUGCGAGGAUUGCUGCGCGGAUCGAUUGAACAACAAGUGCCACUUAUGCUCUCUAGAAACUUCAUUUGAGCGCUGCUUUGGGAUGGAACAUGUCGUCCAGUCGGUCACAGUAGGUUGCUCCAAUGACAAGUAUGGAUGUGCAGAGAAGGUCACCUACUACAAGAAAGAAGAACACAAGAAGGCAUGCACGUAUGCCCCAUGCUUCUGCCCAGAGUCGGGUUGUGGCUUCGCUGGACCAACAAAGGUGCUCCUGGACCAUUUCACCACCCAGCACAAGUGUCCGUCGACAACCCUCCCAGACUCUGGCAUGCUGUCUCUCUGCUUACAGCCGGGCUUACAUGUUGUGAAGUGCACCGGGAACAACUACUUUUUCUUGCUCAGCAUGGCAUCAGAGCCUUACGGACAUGCCAUCUCAGUCGUCUGCGUCCAACCAAACAUGACAGAAUCCAAGUUCACAUGUAAUAUGAGUUACGACUGCAUAACGACGGGCUGUUGUGGAUGUACAAGCUGCCACAUAAGAAGCUCUUCACUCUCUGAUGGGCUUCCGACAGUGUAUGACUUGAUACUUCCCAAGGGAAAGGUUUCUGAUGAUGCAAACGGUUCAUGCUUAGAGCCAGCAUUCAUCAUCAACCUUUAA